GGCUCGGCAGCAGGUGCCUCGCCGCGCAGACUCGCCGGCCGCGGGGACCGGCUCAGGCGCGGGGCCGGCUGGGGCGGGGCGGGGCGGCGGCGCGCGUUCCCCGCCGGCCACACCGGCCGCCCUGCACUCGGCGAGGGGCGUGUGCGCGGGCCUGGCACCGCGGGCCCCAUGUUCACGGAGCUGAGGUCCAAGCUGAGCCCCCCGCGAGGCCGCGCCGGGGCAGUGCGCGCGGGCUUUGGGGAGCGCCGGGAUGUGGACGCCACUGCCCACUUCAGCUUCUGCCGGACCCUCCUAGAGCACACGGUGUCAGCUGAGAGCAUCCCCUGCCACCUGCCUCGGACGCAGGUCACCAGCCUCACGUGGCAUGACUCCCGCAGCCAGAGGGCAGCUGGCAGCAGGCCAAUCAAGCUCCUGCAGCAGCCGGGCACGGAGACUGCCCAGGGCCGGCUGUACUCUGACCACUACGGCCUGUACCACACAAGCCCCUCGCUGGGUGGCCUGACGCGGCCUGUGGUCCUGUGGAGUCAGCAGGAUGUCUGCAAGUGGCUCAAGAAGCACUGUCCACACAACUACCUCGUCUACGUGGAGGCCUUCUCCCAGCAUGCCAUCACCGGCCGGGUGCUGCUGCGGCUGAAUGCGGAGAAGCUGCAGAGGAUGGGGCUGGCACAGGAGGCCCAGAGGCAGGAGGUAUUGCAGCAGGUGCUCCGCUUGCAGGUGCGCGAGGAGGGGCGGAGUCUGCAGCUGCUCAGCCAAGCUUCCUUCGGAAACAUGUCCUAGCUGCUGUCCAGGCUUGAACCCCAGACCCCAGCACUGUGACCAGAGCCCACAGCCAAGGAUGAGGCAGAGCUGGCUGUGCAGCCCCUCGUGGACCCUGCCGGAUGCCCUGGUGGCCAAGCCUGGCUCAACGGACAGGCGAGACCAGGAUCACCACCUCCCAGCACCUCUGGUUGGGCAUUCCAGGCUGUGCCCUGGGGCUGGGUGGGCAGGGGGCUGCUUGAAUGUGGCUGCUGCCCCUGGGACCUGAGCCCAAGCCUGCCCCCAGUGCGCCGGCAGCAUGCAGGGCAGCCACUUGGAGCCAGAGCUGGUGUGGACGUGCCCCGGACUCCCAGGGGCUCUGUUUAUUUACAUCCCCGACCCACAACAUCUGUCCCCCACCACCUGCUGAGCCACUCACUCGUCUGCCCACCCCUCAUCCAGUCAGCUCUGAGCCCUCCCUUGGCACUGCCAGCUGGCACAGGUGGGAUAAACUGCCGUGGCUCCCUUUGCUUGUGCCCUUCCCUUCCUCCGCCAGGGCCCAGCAGGCCCAGCCCCCCUUGAGAAUAAUGGUCAUCAAUUCCCGCCCAACCAGGCACCAUGCCGAGCACUUCACUCACUCAUUAUUUAUGAAUCCUCACCACAGCCCCGUCUAGUCAUGAGAACUGAGGCCGAGAGAGGUCUGAUGGCCCCAGCUCCAGGGACAAAUGUGGCACAACGAGGACAGUAGCCCUGUCCAGGUGGCUCCACGCCCAGUGUCCACCAGGCUCAGCAGUGCUCCCGAUCCCAUGUUUGGGGAAAUCUUGCUUUUGCACCUCUUCCCUACUUCCACCUCCAAGGCACAGUUGUGCACAGGCAUGCCCAUGGUGGCUUUCCAGGAAGACCUGGAGUCCCAGGAGAGGCUGUCCUGAGGGCUGCUCCCCCAUGUCCACCCAACAGAUGCCUGAGCAACCCCUCCCUGGGUGGUUUGGGGCUGGUGCUGCCUGGCAGAAGGACAGUGGGGUGGCCACUGCUCCCUCUUGCUCCUCUGCCCUCUCCAACUCCCCUUGGGGACUCUGAAAAUCUCAGGGACAGAUGAGGCUGAGCUCCCAGUCCCCUCUAUGUGCUUUGAGCUGGCCUCGGGACUCGAGGCUGGUCAUUGUAGGUCCCGAGUGGAAUUUGGACAACUGGCCUGCCCUGGCCCUCCCACCCCUGAGCCCCCUGCGGGGAGCACCCUGCCCACCUGUGCCAUCAGCCUUCUUCCAGACGGCCCUCCCUGGCUCUGCCCCUUUUCUCCCUCCCCCGUCUUGCCCCGCCCUUCGUGAUCCUGUCUCGUCUUCCUUGUUUUGCGCUCACUUUUUUAUACUCUGAGAAAAAAUCAGAAAUAAACCCAGUUCUCAAGUG
Messenger RNA from Lemur catta (Ring-tailed lemur), 2136 nucleotides. RefSeq names its product sterile alpha motif domain containing 10 (gene SAMD10). NCBI's taxonomy places the organism in Eukaryota, Metazoa, Chordata, Mammalia, Primates, Lemuridae. Gene Ontology annotation, cellular component: cytoplasmic side of plasma membrane. Gene Ontology annotation, biological process: cell surface receptor protein tyrosine kinase signaling pathway. The transcript is spliced from 5 exons. Gene Ontology annotation, molecular function: protein binding. The coding region runs from base 169 to 777 and encodes 202 amino acids. The record is from RefSeq and is a predicted model, not a curated record.